This is a messenger RNA of Durusdinium trenchii, 5063 nucleotides long. The record is from the annotation of a GenBank genome assembly. Lineage: Eukaryota; Dinophyceae; Suessiales; Symbiodiniaceae.
AGCGUCUGGGCUCCAGCCUCGACAGGGAGGCACGGAUUUUUGCCAUGUUCAAGAAAGUGAAGCACCCGGAUUUCAUUGUGGGGCACCGGCUGAAGGGUGCCAACACCAAGCGAGAUCCCUUGCUGGAUGAAAAGGUUGGCAGCAACAAACGAAGUCGGGAUGAAGAUGGUUCGUCCUCUGUGGUGUACAAAGAGACACUGGAGGAGAGGAAAGCGAGAUUAAAGGCUGAGAAGGAGGCUGAGAAGGAAUUGAGAGAUGCACAGAAAGGAAAGAAGAAACAGGCCUUGGGCCCAAGUAAGGCAAGCAUUCUUGGUUUGCCGGACGAGCAGGAGGAACAGGCAGAGGAAGCAGGAGCAACAGUGGAGCCGCCAGUUGUGGAGAAGCAGGCCAAGACAAAGGUCGUGAUGUCGCACAAAGACAUGAAGAACACCUUGGCCGACUUCAAGGAUCGGCUGAAGGGCUCGAAGCUGCCGGAGCAGGCGCAGGCCGCCGAGCUGAAGCACCGAGAGGAUCUGGAGCAAGAGACCCAGAAGGCGCUGGCGGCCAAUGAGAGAAAGAUGCAGGAGUUGAAGGGUCAAGCCCCCGACUUUGAUGAGAGGCUGACCAUGAAUGAGAUUUGGAAGGCUGGUGAAGGUGGCGAAGAGGACUCAGGCGAUUGGUUGGAAGGGCAAGGCUUGAAGUUCCACACCACUGCAGACAAGGCCUUCUCGAUGGCCAGCCAGCGCUUCAAGGAUUCCAAUGUGGAGGUCGAGAACCGCGAGCUGGCUGCCUCCUUUGUGAAGAAGCAGAGCGAGCUGCGCAUGGCAGAGAUGCGGCGGAAGAUUGACCGCUCGUCGUUGCAGCCAUGCGUUGAUGGGCAGGGUGUCUUCUUUGCAAUGUUCCUCUUCGUGUUGACCACGUACUUGAUUUCCGAGAAGGCUGGCGAUCUCUACUCCAGCAGGAGGCAGCAGCUAGACUACUGGGGUGGGUGCACCAUGCAGGCGACCUCACGCCACUGCAAGGUCAAUGAUGUCAAGGACGUGCAUUCUCUUAUGACCUGGCUGGUCGAUGACUUUGUGCCACUCGCCUUCACCGACCGCACGGAGUACCCUUCUGUGGUGAAGUCCCCAUCGGUGUACCGUUUGCAGGAUGAGACCCCGCAUUGGACACCCCGCUAUGUUGGGGACACACAGACCUCCGUGCUCAUUGGCACCAUCCGCAUGCGGCAAGUGCGAGUACAGUACUACAAGGCCUGCAGCAUCCUCGAUGACCUGGCGUCCAUCGUCACGGAUUGCUUCGCCGACUUCUCCGAGGCGGUGCAGAGUACCAUGUCCUGGGCGCCCGCCUGGACGCCGCAGCACCUCAAGGAUCAUUACGAUUGGAAGAGUGCCUUUCUUACGGAGCAACGGCCGAUUGUCGGGAGGUAUGCGACCUAUCCGGGGGAUGGCUUUGUCAUGGACCUAGGCUUGAACCUCACUGGUGGGCAGACCAGGGCCCUGAUGGCUGCCGAUGACUUUGGGGGGAGCUUCGUGUAUUUAGUGCUGACUUGCGGAUUUAGCCUUCUUUUCGCCAUCUACAACAUUUGGUUGAUCUACAAGAACGGCGCCCGCUUCUUCACCUACUUCUGGUCCAACGUGGCGGCCUUGGGCCCUUCCAACCAGCGACAGAUGGACGGAUGGAGGACGACUGCCGUGACUGGGCGGUGGGGCAUGAAGGCCCAGCCGUCGCUGGUCGUGGACGCUCGGAGGGUCGAAGAGGAAAUUGGCCAACUGGGCGCUGGCUCUCGUUGGCCUCAAGCGCUGGUGUUUGCGCGCCGCGCGUUGGAGGAGGGGGUGAUCCCCUUGGAUCAUGUCUACAGCGCCGCCAUCGCCGCCUGCGGGCGAGGCUCACAGUGGGAAGUGGCUCUGCGAUUGCUGGUUGAACACAAGCAGCACGGCAAUAAGCUGAGCCCUUGUACUGUGGUUGUCUACACAGCAGCCAUCACUGCAUGUGCCAGGAGCAGCCAAUGGCUUCAAGCAGAGGAAGUGCUGGCAGAAAUGCAGCGCUCCAUUGUGCGAACGAACCAGUUCACCUACAGCGCUGUGAUUUCCGCUUUUCAAAGAGGUGCCCAGUGGGAAGAGGCCCUCAGCCUGCUCGGCCAGAUGGCGCGGCCCAACCUGGUGGCCUUCAACGCGGUUCUGGCAGCCUGUGGUGCCAAUCAGUGGCCCUUAGUUUUGCAGAUCCUGCACAAGCUCCGAGGGAGGAAGCUGCAGGCGGACAUUGUCACCUACACCACGUGUAUUGACGCGUGUGAGGGCCACUGGGUUUGGACUUUGCAGCUGUUGGACGAGCUUGAGAGGGACCGACUGCAGGGCAAUGCGAGGACCUAUUCGGCGGCCAUGAAGUCCUGUGAGCACUGGCCCAGUGCACUGGAGUUCUUGGAGGUCAUGCACAGGCGCCAAAUUCAGGCCAAUCUGGUCGUUCACAAUGCUUGCUUGCAUGCCUGCGCGAAGGGUGCACAGUGGAGCUUGGUCUUGGAUCAGCUGGAGGCUUUGCCAUCUAGACUUCUCUCUGCAGAUGUGGUGACCUACGCCACGGCGAUGCAUGCGGCCGUGCGAGGCAGUGCUUGGCCACAUGGCCUCGCGCUCUUCCAGAAGAUGUCCACGUGGACGGUGCAAGGCUCUGUCAGCACACCCGUGGCGAACACCUUGUUGGCAGCCUGCGAGCAGGGAAGCCUCUGGCAAGAAGCCUUGGAGAUCCUGAGGUCUCAACCAGCCUUGGACGUCACAGGCUUCAGCAGCGUUGUCUCUGCCUGCUGCAGAGCAGGGUUGUGGCGGCAUGGUGUGCACCUCCUCAAACGCAUGAGGGCACUGCAGAUACCGCUGAGCACGGGCCUCUUCGCAGCUGCCACCAACGCUUGCGCAAAGAGAGGUCAGUGGGAGGAAACCUUGAUGUGGUUGCAUGGCUCAAGAUGUUCUGCCCUGGAGCCCGGCUUGGUCGCCACCUGCGCCAGCACCGGCCUGGCAGCCGCUGGCCGUUGGCUGAAGGCUGAGGAGCUGCUGCAGAUGAUGCGCAAUGGGCAGGUGCAGACUGACACCAUGCUGUGCAGCAGUGUCAUGAGCAAAACGCAGUGGCAAGGAUGUGCACUAUCCCUGGAGCAGUUGCGCCAGUCCGGCCUGGAGCCGGAUGAGGUUGCUCUGAACACUCUUGCCAGCGCCCAAUGCCGUGGAGGCCGCUGGCGCGGGGCGCUGCGGACGGUGGCCGGCAGCCUCAGCACGGUGUGGGGCGGUGGCGUGGUGCUGGAGGCGGCCGUCGCAGGUGACUGGCGAAUAGCUUGUGAGCUGUUGAACGCUGGAGGGCCCAGAUCAAAUCGCCCGGAUUUGGUGGCCUUCGAUGCGGCGAUCACGGCCUGCGCCGCGGCCGAACACCCAGAGCUUGGCCUUGUGAUGCUAUGGGCCUCGCAGCAGCAGCGGAAGCCGCUCUCCCUGCUGUGGGCCUUGACCCAGGUGUCAGUGGAGGACGCUGAGGUCAUCCAUGCCGCGUGCGUCGAAGCUGCGGAGGACUUCCGCCACCGCCCAUGGGCUGCCUGUGAGGCGGCGCAGUUUCUCUGGUGCAGCGCUUGGUUGGGCGCCCGCGGUGCCCUGCACCGAUCGGUGCAGAGGCUCCUUGCGUCCAAGCUGGGCAGCUCCGUGCCGCGACAGCUGGCCGAGGCGGCCCUGGGCGCGGAGGAUGCACUCUUGGCGGCCAUGCAGGAGGUGGUCGAAGAGUGGUUGCCAGACUGGAGCCGUCGAUGUGGAAGCAGCUUGAAGUUUGCGGAUGAUGGUCGCUAUGUCCUUGCCCUUCUCCACGCGGCCACCUUGGCCCGUGCCCUGCGGCCGCGCACCUGCGCCACGGUCCGUUCAACGCUGCGGAUGGUCGGCCGAGCCUUGGACGGCCGAGACUGCGCUGAGGACGCGCCAAAUCCGCGGGGGUUCGCGGAGAAGCGCUUUGAGGCGGUGCAGCUAGCUGUGGGCCCUUCGGUGAGAAUGCGUUUUUCAGAUGGAGCUGUGCUGUACAAGCCCGAAGGCUGGGAGGUCUACGGCGGCCACACCCGGCUGCAGCUCAGCCACUUUGCGGCGGAAGUGCUGAAGAAGAUUCCGAUCCUAAAAGAUGAGGAGCACAACCGUGGAUUCCUCCACCGCCUGGACGUUCCAAGCUCGGGGCUGAUCCUUUUGGCUGGCAGCUACGAGGCGCGACCAAUCCAGCUGGCCUUUUGGCUGGUUCUGGACCGGUCAUUCACCACCUCACCACCCCGGUUCAUCUAUGGGAGCUCUCCAUCGAACCAGGUGCUGAACCGAACGCAUUUUUGUGCCGAGCUUCGCAGCUUCACGUUGCAUUGCACUGGCACACCGCAAGGUUACAUCGCAAAGACCAAUGCCUCGGCAGGCCUUAGAUGGAAGCCACAAGAUUCCUACUUCGAACAUCUUCGAACUCGAUUAUCCUCACUCUUCCCCCCCUCCCAAGUCAAAACUCACCUGCCUGCUGAACCGAAAGAGGCCUUCUACGACUUGCAGGUUCAGCUCGUGUCUGGACAGAUCCUCCGCGAGUACGUGGCCCUUCUCCACGGCGUCUCCGGUUCUUCGGUGCUGGAGACGCAGCAGCAGCCGCAGCGGGCGCGGCCCAGCUGCUCCGGUGGACGAGGCAAAGCGACCAGGACAACGGUAGAUGUUUUGGAGCAUCUCUGGCAUCCGGUGGGAGCUCUCAGCCGCGUGGUUGUGGAGAUCACCACCGGGCGCAAGCAUCAGAUUAGGAGUCAAUGUGCGCAUGUGGGGCACCCCAUCCUUCGUGAUGCCUUGUAUAGUAGCACCUCCACUUUUGAGUCGGACCUGCAACUUUGUUCCAGGAACUGGCUCCACCGGCAACGGCUCACCUUUCACGAUCUUGAGGGCAAGAAAUGUGAGGUUGUGUGUCCACUUCCUGCAGAUCUGAGGAAUUGCUCACCAGCUUGCGCGAGCCGAUCGGUCCCACCAAAAGGCGAAAAAAAACAACCAAACAGCUGCGUGGCGCGUCGCGUGGCGCGUCACGGCUUCCGGGGGGGGGGGGGCACGAUCUGGUCCUUCGGCUGA